AAAAAUGUAUGUAAAAUAAAAAAUGUAAUCAUUCCAAAAUAAUUUUGAUAAGUGUAACGCGUAAAGAGUUUGUAUAAAUAGACUAUGUGGCUAAGUGGAGCAACAUUAUCAGAUUUUCAUUCAUCUGAGCAACACCAGCUCCAAGUUCACCAGUCAACUAGUAAAUUGAAUCGAAAUGGCAUUCAAGUUCGUCGCUGUAUUUGCUCUUCUGGCUGUCGCUAGCGCUGGCUUACUACCAGCCGCUCAAGUGUACCAUGCAGCACCCGCCACUCAUGUCAUUAAAGCCGCUCCAGUAGCGUACGCCGCACAGCCCGUGUUCGCCAAGGCCGAUGAAGGGUACGACCCACAUCCUCAGUAUAAAUACAGUUACGAUGUGCAGGAUGCAGUAUCCGGUGAUUCGAAGACCCAAGUAGAGGAGCGUGAUGGUGAUGUGGUUCGCGGCGAAUAUUCACUGAUCGACGCUGAUGGUUACAAACGAACUGUUCAAUACACCUCGGAUCCCGUAAAUGGUUUCAAUGCCGUGGUGAACCGCGAACCUUUGGUAAAAUCAGCUGCUGUUGCCCCGCUUGCCCACUACGCUGCCCCUGCAGUGGUCAAAACUGUAGCUCCUGUCGCCCACUACGCCACCCCUGUCGCUCACGCCUACGCGGCUCCCGCUUAUACCACCUACACUUCCGCCCACCACUAAGCGCCUGAUUUCGUACUUUUCAGUUGAUUGACUGUUUUUGUAGUAUAAUUAAAAUUGUGAUUUUCAAAUAAAAAAUAUGUAAUAAUUAAAA
Messenger RNA from Bactrocera oleae (olive fruit fly), 779 nucleotides. RefSeq names its product larval cuticle protein A2B. Gene Ontology annotation, cellular component: extracellular matrix. Lineage: Eukaryota; Metazoa; Arthropoda; Insecta; Diptera; Tephritidae. The record is from RefSeq and is a predicted model, not a curated record.